Molecule: messenger RNA, 906 nt
Organism: Stylonychia lemnae
Lineage: Eukaryota; Ciliophora; Spirotrichea; Sporadotrichida; Oxytrichidae
Source: the annotation of a GenBank genome assembly
AUGAAGAGAUCAAGCAUGGAAGCAGCCAAAUAGAGAGAAUAAGACAAGGAUGAUCAAUCUGAUUCACAAUCACAGUAAAGUCAAGGGUCUCUUGAACCAGGUAUGAAGAGAGCUAAAAUGCCUAAGAAGUCAAAGCAUAGAAUGAGAGCACACAUUAAUCCUAUGGGAGAUCUUACUAUUCCAGUUCCAAUGAAUACAGACUACGUUGACUGGUCACUCCACUACCCUUCAUUCUUUGGAGUUCCAAAUAACAACGAUGAUAAAAUGUUUUGCAAUAAAGAGCAAAAGAGUGAGAAAGUGCCAACUAUAGUAGAUAUCGGUUGUGGUUAUGGAGGAUUACUUUUCGAGCUUUCAAAGGAAUUCCCAAAUGAAUUAAUCUUAGGAAUGGAGAUUAGAGACAAAGUUACUAAUUUUGUUGUUUAAAAAAUCAAUUCAAGCAGAAUAAACUCAGGAUAUAAGGAUUACUUAAAUAUUGGAGUUGUGAGAACCAACACAAUGAAGACUAUCCACAAUUACUUCAAAAAAGAAUCAUUGGAGAAAAUGUUUAUCCUGUUUGCUGACCCACACUUUAAGAAGCAAAAUCACAGAAGAAGAAUUAUUACAACUCAAUUAUUGAGUGAUUAUGCUUAUUCACUGAAGACAGGUGGAAAGAUUUAUACAGCUACUGAUGUUAAGGAACUUCAUGAUUGGGAAGUUGAACAUAUGGAGUUACAUCCUUUAUUUGAAAGAGUUCCAGAGGAAGAGACUAAAGAUGAUCCAUGCAUAAAGUUUAUGACAGAAGGAACUGAUGAGGCUAAAAAGGUAGCUAGAAAUGGAGGAAGUGUCUGGCACUCUGUUUAUAGAAAGAAGGAUUUGGAGAAGAGCAGAAAUGAGAUUUAAUAGGAAAUAGUCAAGUUCUUUUUGUGA